UGUGAUUGUCCAAAUGCCAUGAGUCCAGACAUUCAAAUGUUUCGACAUGGAUUUUUCCCCGCAUCAUUUAACAAGCCAAAGACUUUGUUCACCUUCAGGGUGCUCGAUGAUUUUCUAUUGGACAACCUUGAAUGCAGCACCUUGGCGAUGAACUAUUACAGCAAGCUCCAGCGAAUGACCUCGAGCAUGUUUCCACAUCUUGUUCUGCUCAUGAGAGUCACUCAACAGUGGAGGCAGUUGAAGGCCAUGAAAUGGCAUGGAUUUGGCCAUUGUUCCAACAACCCAAAUGCAGGAGAUCUUGCAUUGUUUUGCCCUGCAUGUCCUCAGCCUGGGAUUAACAUAUCCUUGUCAGGGGAUGAAUCACUUGAUGACUGGAAAUACACCUGGUCAUUUGUUAUGGACAGAAAUUUCAAAGCAGAACACCUGCAUCCCAUCAAGCCAUUUGAUGAAGUGUGGCUUUCCGAUGGGUUGGGAUUCAUGGUGGGAAAGGACAGGUAUAAAACCCAUCUUGUGGAGGCUGCUGACACAUUGGAAAAAUCAAGCUGCAACAAUCACCGGGCGGUGAAUCAAGCAAAUGCGGCUCAGCACAAGCUGGAGUCCACAGGAAUCAGGGGAGUUGCCUGUGCCCGACACAGUUGCUUUGUCCCUCACUCGAUGUGCAUCAUUUGCAGACAAAUGAACAUGGAUUAUGCCCUUUGCGAGGCUGUCCAGCACAAUAUGGAAGGCAUAACCAGGGCUGUCACCUUCUAUGACAUCAACUGUCAAUACAACAAGCACUUUCGGGUUCAGGUGGAUCAAAGCCAAUUUCUCGAAAUGGUUCUGGAAUUGACCAUCAUUCCUGGAAUUGGGUUGUGGCAUGUCCACAGACAUCAGGACAGCUGCUAUGUCCGAUAUGUGUCGAAUUUUAUUGAAGGCAUCGGUCAGAUCGAUGGUGAGAUCAUGGAGACCCUAUGGUCGUGUCUCAACCUGAUUUCCCCUGCUGCUCAGGGAAUGUCAUCCCCACAUCAAAAGGAAUGUCUUGAUUAUCAGAUGAACGAUUCCAAUUUCUGCAAGAUGAUCUGCAUGAAAAGGACUCUUUGCCAUAAAUACAAGCAGGCAAAGAAUGGCAUUGCCGAAAAUGAAAAGGCUUUCAACAGACUCAAUGAAGCAGUGCCCACAGCUUCAAAGAAAGAAUGGUUAGCCAGCGAGAGGAUCACUCAGUCCAGCAGAAUAAAUGAUCCUGUGGCAAUGGAUGUACAGUGGCUCAAAAAACUGUCCACAUGUUUUUGCAUUUUUUACUAUUUACAAUAUUGUGUGAGAAUACAUAAAGACCUCAGUGACAUGCUAAUACCAUAUUGUAGUGCUGCUUCAGGGCUUUGGAUUGAGCACCACAUCGUGAGAAUCAGAGGAGAUAUGGUGGAGAUACAAGGCUUACAAAAUCAUGACUCAUGUGGACAGUUUUUUGAGCACAUAUUAAAACUAUAUAAAUCAUCAUUUAUGACACCAUAA
Suillus subaureus is the source of this 1488-nucleotide messenger RNA. RefSeq lists its product as uncharacterized. NCBI's taxonomy places the organism in Eukaryota, Fungi, Basidiomycota, Agaricomycetes, Boletales, Suillaceae. The transcript has 4 exons. The annotation marks the transcript as partial. The record is from RefSeq and is a predicted model, not a curated record.